AUGGCGGCAGCGGCGUCAAUGGCAGAAUCGACCGCGCCCGCGACCAGCGGGCUUCGCACCCGGCUGGCCUCGGUGCUGCCCAAGGGGCGGCGCUUCCGCUUCCACCACGUUUCGACCCCGCCGUACAAGACGGACGCGCUCUACUCGGCGCCGCCCAACGAGCGCCCCGACCGGACCUUUUGCGAGAAUCACUUCCUCGCUGUGUCUGUCGAUGUGCCCGCCCCAGCUUCCGACGGCGGAAUCGAGUCCUCGUCGCGGCAGAGGGAGGUCAUCGUCCUCGGCAUCGAGGUCUUUGUGUACACGACGGCGCACGCGACGACGCUCUUCGUCUCCAAGGCCGACUCGACCGGAUUCCUCGACCUCCUCGACCUUCCCCGAGGCACGCCCAGCCCGAUCCGACACAUAUGCGCUGCCUUCGUUGGCUACCUCGUCGAGGUGCGGCGGCGCAAGGACGUGCAGUUUGUCGUCAGUCUGUUUGCCCGCGCGCAGAGCCAGUACCUCUUCCCCGGCAGCGUCGACUACGGCGGCAAACACGUCCUCGACGACCGCGGGCUGGUCAAGUGGUGGUGCCGUGUUCUCGACCCGCUGGCCGCGUCGCCUCCGGUCGCCGCCGGUGCCGCACCCUGGAAGAGCGUCAAAGGCUACAUUGUGGUCCCCGGGCUAGACGAUUACGAGACUCGGGCAUUCAUCCCGCGGACGUCCGCCGGGACUGUCUCGCCGCAUUGGACGAUCGGACACCCGCUCGAGCGCAUAUCGCAUUACACGCGCGAGUUUGACUGGGUCCCGCCGCGGUGCCUCAUCCCUCGCUUCCCCGACGACCCCAAGUCGCGCUUCCGCGACGAGCUCGACGAGGAGGCGGCGCGGUCGGGCGCCAUGCAGACGACGGGCAGCUGGAGGAGCGUCAAGACGCUGGACAUGUUCUGGGAGAUGAUGGCGUUUCGGCAGGAGUGCUCGAGUGGGAGGAUGACGGGCUUCAUUUGGCUCGUGUUUGACAAUGACGACGCCACGGCGCCGGCAGCGCAGGCGAGUGCGCAGACUGCUGCGCCGACGACGGUGACACCCGAGACGCCAAAGAAGAAUAGGACUCUGUCUAAUGUCGCCCCCAAGACAACGCCCAAGAAGCUGUUUCCAGCGAAGUCCGAUGCCUCGGUGGGUGCCUCGGGCCAGGAGUCAAGCGUCGCCCGCGGAAACACCAAAGACAAGUCGGGGAAGAAGAGGAAAGGAGGCAAGAAGAGCCAAAAGCUGCGUGGCAUCGUCAAGCCCCGUCAGGCACGCGUCAAGACAGAGCAACGAAACUACCUCCUCGACCGGCCGACCUCGAGCAAGUACUAUCACUGGCCAGUGCAGGGCCGCGGCGAGCGCAUCGUUUCCGAAGGGGACUACAAGCGCGUCCUGGAGCUGCUCCUACACCUGGACUUUUCGAAGCUGGACAAGGCCGCCGGCAGCUCGAGACGAUGGCUCGCCGAGGCGGGCAGCACAUCCGGUUGGCGCUGGGGCUUCGAGGUCACGGGCGAGAUGGAGACUGCUGCUGCCGCUGCUGGUGGCGCUGGUGCCGGGCCGACACAGAACGGCGGUACGGCUUCGACAAGGGAGGCGCCUGCGGUGAAUAACCUCUCUGGGCUUGUUAAGCGCAAGCGGGCUGAUACCACCGAGGGCCAGCAGCCUCAGGCCGAACCCGGGGUAAAUGUUUUGAGCGCGGGCCUGGUGAAGAAGAAGUCCAAGCAUGACGCCUGA
Purpureocillium lilacinum is the source of this 1734-nucleotide messenger RNA. RefSeq lists its product as uncharacterized. Gene Ontology annotation, cellular component: nucleus. Gene Ontology annotation, molecular function: histone H3K56 acetyltransferase activity. The record is from RefSeq and is a predicted model, not a curated record. Gene Ontology annotation, biological process: regulation of DNA-templated transcription; DNA damage response; DNA replication-dependent chromatin disassembly. Lineage: Eukaryota; Fungi; Ascomycota; Sordariomycetes; Hypocreales; Ophiocordycipitaceae.